AUGACAGCUUCGCCGAGGUUUCUUAAUAAGGCUCGGCGCUUUGUUGAUUAUAAAAGGCUACGGAUUUGUGGAGGAAGAGGAGGAGAUGGUGCAAUAUCAUUUGCUCGGACAUCUCGAGUACCAUUUGGACCUGCAGAUGGAGGCUCCGGAGGCAACGGCGGCAACAUACACGUAUCAGCUUCCAAAGAACUCACAUCUCUGCACGGCAUUCAGACCACAUAUGUUGGCAACAAUGGCGAAGCAGGACGAGGAAGUGGAAGACAUGGGUCUGCUGGUGCUGAUAUAGGACUAGUCGUACCAAUAGGCACAACAGUAAAAGAGAUUGAUCCUCCUGAAUGGUAUACCAGUCCAUCCAGUAAGAAAGUCGAUGUCAAGAGUAUCUUGAAUCCAUCAUCGCCGGCCGAGUAUACGAACGAGUAUAGAAGACGCAGUGCUAGUAUAUCUGUAGAUGGAUUGGAUGAACUCAGUGAAGCAGAGUACGAGAUGACGCCGCAAGUACAGCUAGCUCGACAAUUGUAUAAAUUCCGUCAUGAUUACUUCCCACGCCCUGAUCGAUUGAAGUAUAUAUUGGAACGGGCUCCGCAAUGGAUGCCGCCGCCACCGAAAAUUGAAUUGGAUUUAAUGGUGGACGGUGAACGACAUGUACUAGCUCGAGGUGGUCGUGGAGGAGCAGGAAACCCGACAUUUGUAUCGGCAGAGAUGCGAGGGCCUGGAAUGGCAGGGCGAGGAGAAGACGGUUACGAAACGUUUAUAGAACUAGAACUGAAGACUAUAGCAGACUGUGGACUAGUAGGGAUACCUAACGCAGGAAAAUCCAGUCUUCUAGCCGCUAUAUCCAACGCCCACCCGAAAAUCGCUGCAUACCCAUUCACCACCCUAAACCCAUACAUCGGAACGGUGCAGUGGCCAGACUCGUGGUCUCUCACCGUAGCAGACAUACCCGGACUAAUCGCAGGUGCUCAUCUCAACAAAGGGCUAGGCCACAACUUUUUACGACACAUUGAACGAGCACGGGUACUCGUCUAUGUUAUCGAUGCUUCUGGGAAUGCACCUUGGGAUGAUUUGGCUACGCUGCGGUUUGAACUCGAGGCGUAUAGAUCUGGAUUGACCGAUAAGCCCAGUGUUGUGAUUGCCAAUAAGGCGGAUCUUGAUGCCGCGCAGAGUAAUAUGGAGGAGCUGAGGAGUCGAGCGGGAUGUACUGUGGUUGAGUGCUCUGCACUUGAACGACGGAAUGUGGAACAAGUCACAGGGGUAUUGCGGGAACUUGUAUCAGCAAUCACCAAAAAGAAGGAGGAGGAGCAGGAGGAGGAGAAUGUAAAUAAUAACAAUACUAGCCACUUGUAA
This is a messenger RNA of Synchytrium microbalum, 1344 nucleotides long. RefSeq lists its product as uncharacterized. Gene Ontology annotation, molecular function: GTP binding; GTPase activity; magnesium ion binding. Gene Ontology annotation, cellular component: mitochondrion. The record is from RefSeq and is a predicted model, not a curated record. The transcript has 2 exons. NCBI's taxonomy places the organism in Eukaryota, Fungi, Chytridiomycota, Chytridiomycetes, Synchytriales, Synchytriaceae. The coding region runs from base 1 to 1344 and encodes 447 amino acids.